This is a messenger RNA of Brassica rapa (field mustard), 743 nucleotides long. RefSeq lists its product as uncharacterized. The record is from RefSeq and is a predicted model, not a curated record. NCBI's taxonomy places the organism in Eukaryota, Viridiplantae, Streptophyta, Magnoliopsida, Brassicales, Brassicaceae.
AGGGUGUUUAUUCACCUCGGAAGCUCCAUUAACAGACACAUUCCUUAGGAAACAUUGUAUGGCAAUGAAGAGUAAAGUGUUGACACCACUGGUCCAAGAAAGUAGAGUUGCAGGAGAGGUUAAUGAAGUUGUAACAUUGAAAGUUUAUGUUAGAAAGUCAGACAAAGCAAUUCUUUAUGCUGAAUGCAGAGAAGAGUUUGUUGAUUUUCUUUUCACUUUUCUUGUUAUACCACUUGAGUUUGCUUGGGAACUCUCUGUUGAUCACUUGAACAUGGGAUGCGUUGGGAAUCUAUGCAGAAGCGUGAAAGAGUUGAGCUCUGAUCAGAGAAGAGAAGCCAUGCUUCCUUAUUACUACACUUGUCGUACACAGCUUCUUGAUGUUGUUAUCCAGAAAUUGCCGGAGUAUGAGUGCUUUGUCUCUCGUCGCAGUUAUAACAGUAGCAGACUCUCCAAAACCAUCAAGAAGAGUGUGCUUGGGGACGGUGAGAGAGUUGCAAAGUUAACUCCAGUGGUGACUUCAGAUUCUGCUAGUAUUGGACUUGUCAAAGAAGAGACUAACUUCAUAGUUUCAGAUGAUCUAGUCGUCACAGCGAUGAACUCAUCCUCAACAAUCUCAUUGCUAAGUAAGUUGCAGAUGAAUAUUAGUGAUAUAGAGGAGCAAGUGAUUAGCAUUGGCAAAGCUCAGGUAUGAUACUUUUCUUUACUUCUUUUUUACUCUUUUUGGUUUGUAAAGAAAAUCUUGA